CUUAAACGAGCCGGGGUGCUUAGCCGCGUGUUGUGUGCAGCAAAAAAAAAAAAGAAGAAGGCAAGCAAAAAGCCAACAGCCCCCGCGCGCCUCCCCACCUCAUUGCGAACGGCAAACAAAUUACUUCAAACACAACAAAUCCCUCGCUGGCCCGCUUUCUCUUCGCCCGCGCCCUCGUUCGCGCACAAACAAUUUGUUUCCAUCCUCUGUGUGUGUGUGUGAGGAGGGGGCUGAUAGCGAGACGCAGAAAACCGUUCACACCUGUACCGCGCACCGCCUCCCUCAGCCCCAUCCAGGCCCAUCCACAAACCGUGAUGAUGUAAUUGUUUGCCCUGCGCACGGGGAAGUGGUGCUGGGCGGCGGGAAGGUUAAACGCGGCCACGCUUGGGGCAGUCGAAAAUUGUCGCGCAUGCGAUCCGGUCGCACGUGCCCAACACGCACGCACGCACGGAGUAUGGGCCGACCGGGACCGGGACCGACCGGGAAAACUGCUGUAAGUCAGUGUGUGUGUUGAUGUUGCCGGGUGCAGAGUACACACCGCCAGAGUGGGUGGUGGUUUUCGGUGAAACAAUCCGCCGCUCCCAUUGCACGAAACAUCUUCACGCGCGUCUCUCCCUCCCCUUCUCUCUCUCUCUCUCUCUCUCUCUUCUCCCCUGCACUGCUUUUCCUGCAAGAGUGUGGCUGUGUGUGCGGACGGUUGGGCGAAAGGCAACCCCUCCUGUCUGUAAGGAGGGAGCGUGCGCGCGCCACAGACGUUGCUGGAGCGUGUGUGCGUGUGUGUGUGUGUGCUCACAGGUGGAACCGCACACCGCUCCCGUGGCCCCCCGUGCAGGGUGGCGAAUUAGGGCCCCAGUGCAGUGAGUCGGCGAAGUCGAGAUGAAGUGAAAUUGUUUAUAACGCCAGCCCGUCGCCCGUCGCCGCCAACGGUUGCUGGGCCAAUAGUUGCCGCCAGCUCCCCUGCAAUCAACCGCCAGCGUCGACACCGUCACAGUUGGUGCAGGUUGUACCAGUGGGCAAUCGCUCGCCAAUCGCAGAACGCGCACAAAAGCGGAUCAUCGAGCGACCCGUUCCAUUCCAUUCCCUUACGCAAAGCUUUUGCGAGUGAGUGACCGUGUGCAAUUACAAUUCGUUUGUUUUUUGUUUGUUUUAUUUGAUUUUUGAAAUUGAAGAUAAAAAGUUUUCAAAACCACACACACAUACACACACAGGCGAGCGCGGAGACAGUGACAAAAGUUUGGGUGCGCCGAAAAGAAGCUGACCAGUGAGCGCGUGUGUGUGUCUCUGCUCUGGCGCGUGUGGUGCAGCAGCGGCGUGAAUUGCAUUUGCACCGAGCGAUCGGGUUGCCUCGUAUCCCAAAAGUAAAAGAGCCUCUCCACGGGUGAAUUUGCAGAAAUUAAAAAAAAAAACCCCCAAAGAAACGGUGCUUCGCAAAACUCCGCUCCGCUGAAUGGGUUGCCGCGGCGGGAACGCGCACCGUGUGCCGAUCGAUAGUCCCAGUAGGGCCGGGGCGUUCAGCGUCGUAGACGGGCAGUAACGUCGUCGCCACCGACCCUGCUCCGCUGCAUCAAUCAAACAGGCGCGUUUCCGGUGAGACCCUUUGUGGCAGCAAACUCAAGCGCCCCUCUUCCCGGGGUUACCCGACGACUGGCGACCAGCGAGCGAGACCAGCGAGAGUCAGCAUGACGUCGGUGGACAGCGACAGCAACGUUCCGGUGGAUCCAAGGGUGCAGAUCGAGCUGGAGAAACUGAACGAAGCAACCGACAACAUCAACAAAUAUGAGGUCGAUCUGGACGAAGCGAAAAACGAGUUCCGCGAGCUGCUGCGGGAAAGUGCGGAAAAGAUAAAGGCGGUCGCGAAAAAGGUCGGCAACUCGAUCGACGCAGCGAAACCGUACUACGAGGCGCGGCUGUACGCAUCCCAGCUCGCAAAGGAGACGCAGCAGUGUGCGCUCAACUUCGACAAGGCCAAGUCGGUGCAUGCGGCCGCGAAGGAGAUGGUGUACCUGGCCGAGCAGGGGCUGGGCGAGAAGUCGACGCUCGAUACGGCGUGCCAGGAGAUGCUGACGCACGCGACCACGCGCGUCAACGAGAGCCAGAACGAGUGUACCGAGAUGCGCAAUGUGCUGAAGAUAAGCGAGCUCAAGCUGGAGGUGGCCAACAACCGGGUGUGCAAGCUGCACUCGCAGCUCAAGGGCGCCAUCCGGGCGUCCAGUUUCGAUAUCCGGCGCAAUCUUUUGUUGAUGAACAUUAUUGCUUACCAGCACGAGUUGCUGUUCCUACCGUACUACGAGCUGCGGGCCAACUACAACGCGGUGCUGCUCGAGCAGAAGCAGAAGGUGGUGGAGCUCGAGACGAAGGUGGCGGAAUCGAAGCUACGGUACAACGAGGCCUUGUCCAACCUGGAGCGCAUCUCGGAGGAGAUCCACCGGCAGCGGAAGGCCCGGCGGGCCAGCAGCCUGGACGAGGAUGGCGGCGGGUCCGGCUCGUCCUCGUCGUCGGCCGUGCCGCCGGUCGGGCCGGCCGGCCACGCCACCGGCAAGAUGCUCGCCUCGAUGCACCUGCCCUUCGGCCAGCAGGGGCCGGCGACCCUCGGCACCGACCACCGGCGCAUCGACAGUGCCGACGAGUACCUCGAGUUCCCGGCCAAGCUGUCGAUCAAGGCGAGCCCGAUCAAGCAGAAGUAUCUGGACAAGCUCGACUGUCCCCAUCUGCUGAAAGACUUUGCGCGCAAGACGAGCCCGAGCGCGGAAAGCGACUCGGACAACUACCAGUUCUCGCCGAACCCGACGAUCGACGACAUCACCAACAUGUCGUCGGAGGACAUCGAGCAGUGGACCGAGAUCCGGCUGUCGAACUCGAACAGCAGCAGCUCCGGCUACUCGCAGCACAACUCGCUCGUGCUGGAGGACGCCCCGACGCCGCAGGACGAAACGACCGACUCGUCGUCGGAGGACAGCCCGAAGGCGAAGACGCGCAUCAUCAAGAUGGAAACGUACGACGCGCCGGAGGGGAUCGGUGGGAGCGUGCUGCGCCGCACCGACGGCAUUGCCGGCUGGAUCGCGAAGACGGGCAGCAGCGUGGUCGGGACUAGUGGGCACGGCGGGGCCGCAUCGGGCGGGCCGCCCGGAUCGGCGGCCACCGGCUGCUGCUCCGCCAACUCCUCCGCCACGUUUGCCAGCAGCGGGCGGCGCCAGAGCCUGGACAUCAUCAUCGACACGGGCGACCGGGUGAAGGACGUGUUCGCGCAGGGCAUCCAGCGCAUCGGCAAGACGCUCGAGCGGCGCAACAGCGAGUCGGAGGUGGCGCGGGACGAGUCGGCCGGGAGCGAUUUUUUUCUCUUCCAGCGCGCGGACCCUGCAAAGGAUGGUCUGUCGGAUGAGCAGGUGGAGAACCUACUGCUAGACCAGGACUGUACCGACAUCUUUCAGAACGUGGUGAACAUAUCAAAAUGAGGCCGGCGGACGACGGAGGGGUGGCAGGGGUCGUUACCCAACGGGACGCACGAGCCAAACCAGUGUGAGUGAGAAGGUGGGGGUGGGGAGGGCACUUUUCCGCACCUGGAAGAGGGAGGGGGCGAAGCAAUCGGGAAAGCAUUAGCCAUACGGAAACUAGUGAAGCAAUUUACCCAACAGAAGAAAAAAAUCACAAAAACAUACCCGACACACACACACACUGGAGCGAAAUCAUCGUUGUCCUGUGUUAGACGAUGUUGUUGAUUUAUCAUAGAUUCUAAUGUGCGCGCGCGACAAAACAGUGACGAAAAAAAAAACAAACAAACACAGCAAUAAAUAAACUAAUAGAAACCGUUGGUGGGGCCCUUUCAGCCCGGUCCCACCCGCGAGGUAG
Molecule: messenger RNA, 3846 nt
Organism: Anopheles merus
Lineage: Eukaryota; Metazoa; Arthropoda; Insecta; Diptera; Culicidae
Exons: 6
Coding region: 1680-3452 (590 amino acids)
Biological process (GO): negative regulation of protein tyrosine kinase activity; intracellular signal transduction
Cellular component (GO): cytoplasm
Molecular function (GO): protein kinase inhibitor activity
Source: RefSeq, a predicted model, not a curated record